Molecule: messenger RNA, 9402 nt
Organism: Carlito syrichta (Philippine tarsier)
Lineage: Eukaryota; Metazoa; Chordata; Mammalia; Primates; Tarsiidae
Gene: LAMA1
Product: laminin subunit alpha 1
Exons: 64
Coding region: 1-9306 (3101 amino acids)
Biological process (GO): regulation of cell migration; blood vessel morphogenesis; cell adhesion
Cellular component (GO): basement membrane
Molecular function (GO): extracellular matrix structural constituent; signaling receptor binding
Source: RefSeq, a predicted model, not a curated record
AUGUUGGUGGCAGUUUUCCCACGGGAAAGGGACAGGGAGAGGGACUCAGACAACAGCCCAGACUCAAAAAGAACUGAAAAACAGGGUAGUUUCUUUCUAAUAGCAGACUUCUCUAAUCAACUUGUAGACAGUGUAUUGGGCCUGUUUCCUGCCAUUCUCAAUCUUGCCAGCAAUGCUCACAUUAGCACCAAUGCCACCUGUGGUGAGAAGGGGCCCGAGAUGUUCUGCAAACUUGUGGAGCACGUGCCCGGUCGCCCCGUGCGAAACCCACAGUGCCGGAUCUGUGAUGGCAACAGCACGAACCCCAGAGAACGCCAUCCAAUUUCAAAUGCGAUCGAUGGCACCAAUAACUGGUGGCAAAGCCCCAGUAUUCAAAACGGGAGAGAAUAUCACUGGGUCACAAUCACUCUGGAUUUAAGACAGGUCUUUCAAGUGGCAUAUGUCAUCAUUAAAGCUGCCAAUGCCCCUCGACCCGGAAACUGGAUAUUGGAGCAUUCUCUGGAUGGCACCACUUUCAGCCCUUGGCAGUAUUACGCAGUUAGUGACACGGAAUGUUUGACUCGUUACAAUAUAACUCCAAGACGGGGACCACCCACUUACAGGGCCGAUGAUGAAGUGAUCUGCACCUCGUAUUAUUCUAGACUGGUGCCACUGGAGCAUGGAGAGAUUCAUACAUCGCUAAUCAAUGGCAGACCAAGCGCCGAUGAUCUUUCACCCAGGUUGUUAGAAUUCACUUCUGCACGAUAUAUUCGCCUUCGCUUACAGCGAAUCAGAACACUCAAUGCGGAUCUCAUGACCCUCAGCCACCGGGACCCUAAAGACCUGGAUCCUAUUGUUACCAGACGAUAUUACUAUUCAAUAAAGGACAUUUCUGUUGGAGGAAUGUGUAUUUGCUAUGGCCAUGCUAGUAGCUGCCCAUGGGAUGAAACUGCAAAGAAACUGCAAUGUCAGUGUGAGCAUAACACUUGUGGAGAGAGUUGUAACAGGUGCUGUCCUGGGUACCAUCAGCAGCCCUGGAGGCCUGGAACCAUUUCUUCCGGUAACACAUGUGAAGAGUGUAAUUGUCACAAUAAAGCCAAAGACUGUUACUAUGAUGAAAGUGUUGCAAGUCAGGGGAGAAGUUUGGAUACUGCUGGGCAAUUCAAAGGAGGAGGGGUUUGCAUCAGUUGCCAGCAGAACACCAUGGGAAUCAACUGUGAAACCUGCAUCGAUGGAUAUUAUCGACCACACAAAGUGUCUCCUUAUGAGGACAAGCCUUGCCGUUCCUGCAACUGUGACCCUGUGGGGUCCCUCAGUUCUGUCUGUAUUAAGGAUGACCUCCAUUCUGACUUACAUAAUGGGAAGUGGCCAGGUCAGUGUCCAUGUAAGGAAGGCUAUGCAGGAGAAAAAUGUGAUCGCUGCCAACUUGGCUACAAGAAUUACCCAAGCUGCGUCCCCUGUGACUGCAGCCCAGUUGGCAGUGUGAAUGAAGAUCCUUGCACAGAGCCCUGUCUUUGUAAGGCAAAUGUUGAGGGGAACGCUUGUGACCGCUGCAAGCCUGGAUUCUAUAACCUGAAGGAAAGAAAUCCCAGGGGCUGCUCUGAAUGCUUCUGCUUUGGCGUCUCUGAUGUCUGCGACAGCCUUUCGUGGCCCGUUGGUCAGGUGAGCAAUAUGUCUGGGUGGCUGGUCACUGACUUGAUCAGCCCAAGGAAGGUCCAGUCUCAGCGGGAUGCACUGGGCGGGCGUCAUCAGGUCACCAUCAACAACACUGCAGUCAUGCAGAGGCUGGCUUCCCAGUACUACUGGUCUGCCCCUGAGGCCUACCUGGGAAAUAAGCUGACAGCAUUUGGUGGCUUUCUGAAAUACACGGUGUCUUAUGAUAUUCCAGUGGAGACGGUAGAUGGUGACCUCAUGUCACAUGCUGAUAUCAUCAUUAAGGGAAAUGGACUCACUCUAAGCACACAGGCUGAGGGUCUGUCCUUGCAGCCCUACGAAGAGUACUUUAACGUGGUUAGGCUUGUGCCUGAGAACUUCCGAGAUUUUAAUAACAAAAGGGAGAUUGAUCGGGACCAGCUGAUGACUGUCCUUGCCAAUGUGACCCAUCUUUUGAUCAGAGCCAACUACAAUUCUGCAAAAAUGGCUCUUUACAGGUUGGAGUCUGUCUCCCUGGACAUAGCUAGCCCUAAUGCUAUAGACCUGGCCGUGGCCUUUGACGUGGAGCACUGUGAAUGUCCCCCAGGCUACACAGGGACCUCCUGCGAGUCGUGCCUUUCUGGCUAUUAUCGCGUGGAUGGAAUACUCUUUGGAGGAAUCUGUCAGCCCUGUGAAUGCCACGGUCAUGCAGCUGAGUGUGAUGUUCAUGGCGUUUGCACUGCUUGCGCGCACAACACCACUGGGGAUCACUGUGAGCAGUGCCUGCCUGGCUUCUACGGGCAUCCUUUCCGAGGGACUCCAGGGGACUGCCAGCCUUGCGCCUGCCCUCUUACCACAGCCUCCAACAAUUUCAGCCCUACCUGCCACCUCGAUGACGGGGACGAAGUGGUCUGUGACCAGUGUGCCCUGGGAUACUCGGGAACGUGGUGUGAGAGAUGUGCAGAUGGCUACUAUGGAAACCCAACCGUGCCCGGGGCGACCUGCAUUCCGUGUGACUGCAGUGGCAACGUGGACCCCUCGGAGGCUGGUCACUGUGACUCGGUCACCGGGGAGUGCUUGAAGUGCCUGGGGAACACGGAUGGCCCCCACUGUGAAAGGUGUGCAGACGGCUUCUACGGGGACGCCGUGACAGCCAAAAACUGCCGCGCUUGUGAAUGCCAUGAGAAGGGGUCCCUUUCUGCUGUGUGCCACCUUGAGACUGGACUCUGCGACUGCAAACCACAUGUGACUGGACGACAGUGUGACAAGUGCUCGCAUGGCUACUAUGGGCUGGACUCAGGAUUUGGCUGCCAGGCCUGUAACUGCAGCAUGGCGGGCUCCGUGUCAGACAACUGCACAGAGGAAGGCCAGUGUCACUGCGUCCCAGGUGUAGCAGGGAAGAAGUGUGACAGGUGUGCCCAUGGCUUCUAUGCCGACCAGGAUGGUGGCUGUACACCCUGUGACUGUGCGCAUACUCAGAACACCUGUGACCCAGAGACUGGCGAGUGCGUUUGCCCUCCUCAUACGCGGGGUGUGAAGUGUGAGGAAUGCAAGGAGGAGCAUUGGGGCCAUGACCCGGAGACAGGGUGCCAGGCCUGCAACUGCAGUCAUGUGGGAUCAAUCAGUCAUCAGUGUGACAUUCUUACUGGCCAUUGCCAAUGCAAGUCGGAAUUUGGCGGACGGAGGUGUGAUCAGUGCUCCUUGGGUUACAGAGACUUUCCAGACUGUGUUCCCUGUGACUGUGAUGUGAGGGGGACGUCGGGAGACACCUGUGACCUGGACCAGGGUCUCUGCAGCUGUGAGGAAGAAACUGGCUCCUGCUCUUGCAAGGAAAACGUCAUUGCCCUUCAGUGCAGCGAAUGUCGAGAGGGCGCCUUUGCUCUCCGUGCAGACAACCCUCUGGGAUGCAGCCCUUGCUUCUGCUUCGGGCUAACCCACCUCUGCUCUGAGCUGGAAGGUUAUGUGAGGACCCCAGUGACGUUGGGCCCAGAUCAUCCUCUUUUGCGUGUGGUGUCUCAGAGUAACCUGAAGGGCACAACUGAUGGGGUGUACUACCAGGCCCCAGAUGUCUUGUUGGACGCCGUGACUGUCCGGCAGCAUGUUCACGCAGAGCCGUUUUACUGGCGGCUCCCACCACAGUUCCAGGGAGACCAGCUUAUGGCCUACGGUGGCAAGCUAAAGUACAGUGUGGCCUUCUAUUCUUCUGAUGGCAUCGGUGCCUCCAAUUUCGAGCCUCAAGUGCUCAUCAAAGGAGGUCGGACCAGAAAGCAAGUCAUUUACAUGGAUACCCCAGCACCGGAGAAUGGAGUGAGACAGGAACGAGAAGCAGGAAUGAAAGAGAACUUCUGGAAAUAUUUUAACUCUGUUUCUGAAAAACCUGUCACACGCUCGGAUUUUAUGUCCGUUCUUAGCAAUAUUGAGUAUAUCCUCAUCAAGGCAUCGUAUGGUCAAGGAUUACAGCAAAGCAGAAUCUCCAAUAUUUCAAUGGAGGUUGGCAGAAAGGCUGAGAAACUGCACCCAGAGGGGGAGGUCGCAUCCCUUUUAGAGAGUUGUGUCUGUCCUCCUGGCACCGCGGGGUUCUCGUGUCAGGACUGUGCCCCUGGGUACCACAGAGGGAAGUUCCCAGCAAGUGGUGGCAGGGGACCCCGUCCUCUGCUUGCUCCUUGUGUGCCCUGCAAUUGCAGCAACCAUAGUGACGUGUGUGACCCCGAAACUGGAAAGUGUCUGAACUGCAGAGACAACACGGCAGGUGACCACUGUGAUGUGUGUGCUCCCGGCUACUACGGGAAGGUAAUUGGCUCAGCUGGCGACUGUUCUCCCUGUACCUGUCCUCACAGCCUCCCUGCCAGUUUUAGUCCCACGUGUGUCUUGGAAGGUGACCGUGACUUCCGCUGUGAUGCCUGUCUUCCGGGCUAUGAAGGACAAUAUUGUGAAAGGUGUUCCUCGGGCUAUCAUGGCAACCCUCAGGUGCCAGGGGGCAGCUGCCAGAAGUGUGACUGCAGCCUGCACGGCUCUGUCCACAGCCACUGUGACCGCACGUCGGGGCAGUGCACCUGCAGGCCGGGGGCCUCGGGGCUGCGAUGCGAGGAGUGUGAACCAAGACACAUUCUGGUGGAAAGCGACUGCAUUUCCUGUGAUGAUGAGUGUGUAGAUGUGCUGUUGAAUGACUUAGAAAAUAUUGGUGAUACCAUUCUUUCUGUGAAUCUCACCGGCAUUGUUCCUGUCCCGUACGGAAUUCUGACAAACCUGAAAAAUACAACUAUUUCUCUCCGGGAAUCUCUGUUGAAGGAAAAUAAGCAAAGGGAACUGGCAACAAUUAAACUUGAAGGCGUUGCAGAACGAACAGACAACCUGAGAGAGAAGCUCGAUAGAGUAUUAACAAGUACCCAAAGGGUGAACAGGGCAACCGAAAGAAUCUUCAGGGAGAGUCAAGACCUGGCCGCUGUCAUUGAGAGGCUACAGUCAAACAUCAAAGAAAUGAUUGAAAAGUCAACAACUUUAAAUGAGAGCUUGGAUGAAGAUUUCCAACUCCCCGAUUCUACUCUUCAGAAUAUGCAGCGGAACAUAACGUCUUUGCUGGAAGUCAUACAGAAAAGGCACUUCACUCAGUUGCACCAAAUUGCUGCCCUUGAACUCAAAGCUGCUGAGGACCUCCUGGCACAAAUUCAGAAGAAUUAUCAGAUGCCACAGGAACAGUUGGAAGUGUUAAAAAAAGCAGCAGACCGCCUCCUUUCAAAGCACAACAGCGAGCUGAGGGAGGCCGAAGCGCUCGUGAGGGAAGCCGAGGCAAAGAUGCAGGAAAGCAGUCACCUGCUGCUCACAGUCAAUGCCAACCUGAGAGAAUUCAGGGAUACAAAUCUGCAUGUUCAAGAAGAACAAAGCCUGACCUCAGAGCUAAUUGCCAAAGGAAGAGGACUGAUAGAUGCUGCCACUGCACAAACAAAUGCUGCACGAAAUGCUCUAGCCCAAUUAGAGCAUCAUCAGAAUGAGCUACUUCUAUGGGCUGCCAAAAUCAGGCACCACGUAGACGAUCUGGUCAUGCACAUGUCCCAAAGGAGAGCUCUCGAUCUGGUCUACAGAGCCGAGGAUCACGCUGCUAAGUUCCAAAGACUAGCAGGAAUUCUGGACAGUGGCCUUAAAGGUGUCAGGCAUGUGUCCCUGAAUGCAACCAGCGCGGCCCAUGUCCAUGCCAACAUUCGGAGCCUGAUUGAAGAAUCAGAGAAACUGGCAAAAGACACUCACAGGACUCUAACUGAGAUGAGCCUGUUCCCAGAAUCCUUUGUUUCUAAUGGGAAGGUGGCUCUGCAGCGCAGUUCCAAUGUUCUAAAAGAAGCCAAAGACCUCAGAGGAAAGCAUCAAGGUAUUACACUGGAACUAAGUGAACUGAGAAAUAUGGCAAAUAGAUUUCAAGAAAAUGCUGAUAAAAUUACCAGGCAGACCAGUGAAACGCUCUUGAUACUUAAAGCAAUUCCUGAAGGUGUGAGAGACAAAGGAAGCAAAACCAAAGAGCUGGCCACAUCUGCAAAUCAGAGUGCGGUGAAUACACUGAAGGAUGUCAUGGGACUAAGCCAGAAGCUACUGAACACCUCCACUAGCCUGUCCAGAGUCAAUGCCACCUUACGAGAGACUAACCGGCUUCUGCACGCCUCCACCAUGACCACUCUGUUAGCUGGAAGAAAAGUUAAAGACGUGGAAACACAAGCCAACCUUUUAUUUGAUCGGUUGAAGCCUUUGAAGCUGUUGGAAGAGAACUUGAGCAGAAACCUGUCAGAAAUCAAACUGCUGAUCAACCAGGCCCGGAAACAAGCAGCUUCUAUUAAAGUCGCUGUGUCUGCAGACAGAGAUUGUAUCCGGGCCUACCAGCCUCAGAUUUCUUCUACGAACUAUAACACCUUAACGCUAAAUGUUAAGACACGGGAACCCGAUAAUCUUCUCUUCUACCUUGGGAGCAGCACCAAUGCUGAUUUCCUUGCCGUGGAGAUGCGGCGAGGGAAGGUGGCCUUCCUCUGGGAUCUGGGCUCCGGGUCAACACGCUUGGAGUUUUCAGACUUCCCCAUUGACGACAACAAAUGGCACAGUAUCCGUGUAACCAGAUUUGGAAACAUUGGUUCAUUGAGUGUAAAGGAAAUGAGCUCAAAUCAAGAGCCACCAACAAAAACAAGUAAAUCUCCAGGAGUAACUAAUGUUCUGGAUAUAAACAAUUCAACACUAAUAUUUGUUGGAGGACUAGGAGGACAAAUCAAGAAAUCUCCUGCUGUGAAAGUUACCCAUUUUAAAGGCUGCAUGGGAGAGGCCCUCUUGAAUGGAAAAUCUAUUGGCCUGUGGAACUACAUUGAAAGAGAAGGCAAGUGCCAUGGGUGCUUCAGAAGCUCCCAGAAUGAAGACGCUUCCUUCCAUUUUGACGGAAGCGGGUACUCUGCCGUGGAGAAGACGCUUCGGGCCACCGUGACUCAGAUAGUAAUGGUCUUCAGUACCUUUUCACCCAAUGGGCUCCUCCUCUACCUGGCUUCAAAUGGCAUGAAAGACUUUUUAUCCAUCGAGCUGGUCCAUGGCAGAGUGAGAGUUAUGGUUGACCUGGGUUCAGGACCCCUUGCUCUUAUUACAGACAGACGGUAUAACAAUGGAACCUGGUACAAAAUCGUCUUCCAACGCAACCGGAAGCAAGGACUCCUGGCAGUUAUUGAUGCACAUAACACCAGUGAUAAAGAAACCAAGCAGGGUGAAACUCCAGGAGUAUCUUCCGACCUCAAUCGUCUUGAUAAGGAUCUGAUUUAUGUGGGUGGAUUACCUAGGUCAGCAGUUGUAAGGAAAGGUGUCACCAGCAAAAACUAUGUGGGUUGCAUCAAGAACCUGGAAAUAUCCAGAUCAACCUUUGAUUUACUCAGAAAUUCCUAUGGAGUGAAGAAAGGCUGUAUACUGGAGCCCAUCCGAAGCGUCAGCUUCUUGAAAGGUGGCUACGUUGAAUUGCCACCCAAGUCUUUGUCUCCAGAAUCCAAAUUGCUGGCAACAUUUGUCACCAAGAACAGCAGCGGCAUCAUCCUGGCUGCCCUCGACAGGGAUGCGGAGAAGCAGGGUCGUGGACAGGCACAUGUGCCCUUCUAUUCUGUCAUGCUGAUUGAGGGCCACAUUGAGGUGCAUGUCAGCCCUGGGGAUGGGACAAGCCUGAGGAAAGCCCUCCUGCAUUCUCCUACGGGCACGUACAGCGAUGGACAAGUGCAUUCCAUCUCCUUGGUCAGGAAUCAGAGAACUGUCACUGUUCAACUAGAUGAGACCAAUCCUGUAGAAAUGAAGUUGGGCCCAUUGGCAGAAAGCAGGACACUAAGUGUGUCCAACCUGUACAUAGGGGGAAUUCCAGAGGGAGUGGGGACAUCAGUGUUCAAAAUGAGAAGCUCGUUCCAUGGCUGUAUCAGAAGCCUGAUCUUCGACCUGGAACUCUUGGAUUUCACCAGUGCAGUUGGCUAUGGACAAGUGGACUUGGACACCUGCUGGCUUUCAGAAAGGCCUAAGCUGGCUCUUAAUGGAGAGGACGGCAAGCUCUGGACAGAGCCCCAGCCUUUACCAAAACCAUGUGCAGCGGACACAGCUCCAGAGUACGUUCCCGGCGCUCACCAGUUUGGCCUCACACAAAGCAGCCAUUUCGUGUUGCCUUUUAAUCAGACGGAUGUCAGAAGGAAGCUCUCAGUCCAGCUAAGCAUCCGCACGUUUGCCUCCAGUGGUCUGAUUUACUACAUGGCUCAUCAGAACCAAGUCGAUUACGCCACGCUGCAGCUCCACGGGGGCCGCCUCCACUUCAUGUUUGACCUUGGUAAAGGCAGGACAAAGGUCACUCACCCUGCACUGCUGAGUGACGGCAAAUGGCAUACGGUCAAGACAGAGUACUUUAAAAGAAAGGGCUUCAUGACUGUUGACGGCCAAGAGUCCCCCACGGUGCCCAUAGAGGGAGACAGCACCACGCUGGAUGUGGAGGGGAAAUUGUAUCUGGGAGGCCUGCCUUCCGACUACAGAGCCAGGAACAUUGGGAAUAUCACCCACAGCAUCCCUGCCUGCAUCGGGGAUGUGAGAGUUAACAGCAAACAGCUGGACAAGGACAGUCCGGUGUCCGCCUUCGCAGUGAACAGGUGCUAUGCAGUGGUCCAGGAAGGAACUUUCUUUGACGGGAGUGGAUACGCAGCUCUUGUCAAAGAAGGCUACAAAGUACGGUCAGAUGUAAACAUCACACUGGAGUUUCGUACCUCCUCAAAGAACGGCGUCCUCCUGGGGAUCAGCAGUGCCAAAGUGGAUGCCAUUGGACUAGAGAUUGUAAACGGCAAGCUCUUGUUUCAUGUCAACAAUGGUGCUGGUAGGAUCACCGCCACAUAUGAGCCCAGAGCUGCCACUACACUUUGUGAUGGGAGGUGGCACACACUUCAAGCGAACAAAAGCAAGCACCGUGUCGUUCUGACUGUCGAUGGGAAUGCAGUUGCAGCCGAAAGCCCACACACCCAGUCCACCUCGGCAGACACCAACAAUCCCAUUUAUGUGGGUGGCUAUCCUGUGGAGGUGAAGCAAAACUGCCUGAGUAGCCGGACCUCAUUCCAGGGAUGUUUGAGAAGAUUCACACUGACUAAGGGCCCACAGGUGCAGUCCUUUGACUUCAGCAGAGCGUUUGAACUACAAGGAGUUUUCCCUCAUUCCUGCCCUGGGACCGAGUCCUAAAUUUCAGUCAAAAUCGCUAACAUGUUGAGGAGAAAUAUAUUUGUGAAUUAAAAUCUCUUCAGUUCAGAUUUCAUUUCCAACUCAGGUUAAGUGUUU